AUGUCUGGACACAUUUCAUCCGACCAUUCUCGCUCGGCGUCACGGUCAUCGCAGAAUCCUCGCCUGUCUCAGGGGCAGGCGUUUGAGCCCAUGCCUCGCCACUCUUUCGGUCGCACUUCACGCGUCUCCAAUCCCAAUGUCUUCUCCGACGAGUACUCAUUAGAACCGAUCGAUGCCGACCAGAUCGAACGGGCUCCCUCCCCUGCCUCAAUCGCAUCCUCUACCACCCUUCGCUCCUUUAAUCACCCCCAAAAGCCCGCCAGCCAGACCACGACCGAGAAUGAGAAUCCAUUUGGUGAUGACGCUCGGGUCUCCGAGGAAGCUCACCGGUCCAGUCUGCCCCAAAAGGGGAUGGGCGGCUUCUCCUCAAAUCGUGGCUCGGUCGCCUCGGUCAACAGUCCCUUCGCCGUUCAGCGUAACCACAGCGUCUCCUCUCGUUUCUCGAUACCCCGCGCCAUGAGCCCCUACACCGGAGCGACCGGCCCAAGCCAUCCCUACGCCAUGUACCCCCAGGUUGGUGUCAGUCGCUCGGCGAGUGCAGGGAGCACCUCGACUAUUCGCCAGCACGACCGCCCGCUGGGCGAAUCCAACGGUCCCCAACACCCGUACGCAAUGUAUCCUCAGAACGUUGUGGAAGAAGGCAUGGAUGACGACGUGAUCCCAGUUGGAUUCCCUGGUCACAACCCACCUUACCAGCCGCCUCCUGGUCGGCGAGAUAAUGAUGUGGGUGAUAUUAUCGGAGCAGAUGGGCACGCAGAGCCAUUACCACCCUAUUCACGUUACCCAACAGGCGUAGUCCCGAAGCCUCCGGGCGCCGAGACCUUAGCCGACCUGGAUGUCCCUGCAGAUACCCAUCAACUCCAUUCAAUCUCGAGAGACCAGCCAACCCAUCAACCCAUUUCGGAAACUUCAACCAGGGCCCUUGUUCCUGAAUCUACGGGGGGCACCACGGCCGUCGACCAUGAUAGCGACCGGGAGGGAAGAGCUCCUCUUACGGGCAUCAUGGCGUUUGAGGAGAAACUCAAGCGAAAGGGCAAAAAGACUGCAUGCUGUGGUCUCCCAGUGUGGACUCUUGUUCUGAUCGCUACCGUGAUGCUAAUUGGAGGGUCCAUUGGAGGCGCGAUUGGUGGUGUGAUCGGCGGUAAGAGAGCAGCGGAGCAUGAUCGACAAGCCGCCGCUCAAUCGAGUGGUCCGUACAUUGUGACUGUGACUGCAACACCGCAAAUGGACUACUCGACUAUGACCAGCACCCCGACGAAUCUCAAGUCGGUGCCAACCGGUCAUUACCUGGUUCCUUCUCAAUUGCAAAACUCCUCCAAGAUGUGUGUUGAGGAUGAUCAAUUCCAACGUGCUUGGGGCUGCAUGGAUAACCCGACCAACUUUGAUGUUGUUAUCGGCGGAGAGAGUGGCCACCACUCCAUUGUCUUCAGUAGCGUUGGCCCCAGUUCCACUUUCACCUACGGCGCCCAGCCGCCGAUUCUCCCGACCCCAACACAAUCCCUAGGUCUCGCGAUUGACACCAGUGAUACUGAUCUGGGCCCCGCUCUCUUUUUUUUUGCCAAAUUCGACAAGUUGGUUAUCGUUCCCGAAUCGCAAUUUGAAGCAAGCUCUGUUUCGGCUCGAUCGUUUGUCGGAGAUGAGUCGUUCCUUGCGGGACUCCAUCGCAUGCAAACAGCCCAGCCCGGCGACAAGCCAUGGUUCUGCUACUGGAAUCAGACGAUGAUGGAAUUCUUCAUUUAUGUCAACCAGACGGUGUCGGAUGACUCCGGUAGCACCACCGCUUCUACCGACAGCGAUAUGUCGGCCAGCACAGCCAGUGCUCAGUCAAAUUCCAGAAAGCGCGAGGAUUCAAUCCUCGAUUAUCCACGAAAGAUCAAGAUUGAGGAACGGCGGGACUUUGCCGGAGCUCAGGCGCCCUACUGCCAGCAGAUGCAAGUGGGUUCGGAUGGCAAUCUUGUUGGACCUAUUCAAAAUCAGGUCAUCAAUAUCAAGGAACGGGAGCCUACCCCAACCACCACCUACAUCAACACGAACAGUGGCACCCAGCAGACAUACACAGCCCAGGCGCAGUAUGCGACGCCGUGUUAUUGUCUGUCUACCACUGAUUAG
Penicillium canariense is the source of this 2109-nucleotide messenger RNA. RefSeq lists its product as uncharacterized. The transcript has a single exon. The record is from RefSeq and is a predicted model, not a curated record. The coding region runs from base 1 to 2109 and encodes 702 amino acids. Lineage: Eukaryota; Fungi; Ascomycota; Eurotiomycetes; Eurotiales; Aspergillaceae.